UUAACCGCUUCCCGUCCAGCAGCUGUAUAUAAACGGCCGGAUGGUGGCAGACCAGGGGCGGGUUGCCAUUCAUAAACGGCGCCCACCAUUUUGGACUGUGCGUGCUCCCUGGGAGAGCGCAGCACCGCGAUCCGGUGCCCGCUGUGUACUGCAGACACAGUGGAACACCGAUCGUCGUACUGGGACCUCUGUGCGUGGUCCCGAUCAUGUGAUCACUGAUUGGCCAAUCCGUGAUCACAUGAAGAGUAGUAAGCAAGAUGUCACUUCUGACAAUAUUGCUUACUACUUGUGAAAUCUGUGAAUGAUCACAGAGAUCACAUGAUACAGGACCAUUAACAACAGCCUUGUACCAUGUGACAAGCUGUGACCAAUCACAGCUCUCACAGUA
Staurois parvus is the source of this 388-nucleotide messenger RNA. Lineage: Eukaryota; Metazoa; Chordata; Amphibia; Anura; Ranidae. The record is from the annotation of a GenBank genome assembly.